AUGGCGACGCAGCCCAUGCGGGAAGCUCAGGGACGCGUUGUAAAUAUUUGCAGCUCCCAAACGGAUUUUGCAGCCGUGCCCCCUGCUGUGCCCGAGUGCGCCUCGCUCCGAAAGGGAGCUCCUUUAAGUCCCGAUUCUUCGGAGCAGGGAAUUGUUAGAGAGCAAUCUAAAAUCCAAGAUAUCGGCCCCAAAGUCCAAAGAGAAAUGAGGUGUCCGGUGUGGAAGUGCAUCUCAGUCAACAGCCAGCUCCUUUGGCAGGGGCUGGAAAUGGUUUUAACAGGCGGGCAAAAGAUCCGUUUCAAGAAAAACAAUACAAAGACAAUCAGAGAGCUAAAGAUCCUCUUCAAAUCGCAUUUUACAAGUGCACCAGAACAAAUAUGGACGCUGAAACCUAUUCCCUUCAAACUCCCAAAUCGGCUUCUUAGCCUUCGGAGGGAGGGAAAAUCCGCUGCAGCCCGGCCGGGUCUGCUUCCAAUCACCGCCCCGAGGUGCGCCGGGCCCCGCGCCGCCCUCACCCGCUCCCCUCUCCCUUUCGGCACAGCGCUGCGGAGCGAUGGCACCACAACAGGGAGAUGUACGGUUGAAGAGCCGCUGGAGCGAGCCCGAGUUCCCGGGGAGAAGGAAGGCUGGCCCGUAGAGAGGCAGCCAGCAGGUAUUUCAGUGACCGUUCCUUUGAACGCGUUCAGUCUCUGCCUUUUCCAUCCGGAACGUCUUCCUCAGACCAACUGUGAUUUCUGCUGUAAUUCUUGUGCGUGUUUACGAUCGCUUCGGAGCAAAGCAGCCUAUCCUUCUCCGCGGCUUUUUCACGUCCGAAGAGUUUGCGGCGGGGUUUCCCGGCUCCCUGGGGAGGCUACGCGGGAUGAAGCGGGCAACGGAGAGCCGCGCCUCGGAGGGAGGCUUAGCGCAAGCGGACAAGCUCAGGGAGCCUCGGUGACAUCCAGAAGUCCCUUGAAUUUCACAUGUUUUUCCAAUCGCUCAACCCAAAAUAUAUGGUGUCUUCCUUUCCCACCCCCCUCCUUCUUUCUAGGAAUGUGCGUAAUAAAACCUAAUCGCCUGGGACUCUCCUCCUUUCUGCAUCUGCUGGACACGAAGCCGCGGGGGGACAAGGUCCUCCCGGCUCUGAAGCCGAGCUGCUAUGGGACACCAGGCGGCCUCGGCCACGCCUGCACGUGGGAGACCCCGAAUGAGCCUUUGAGCUACAUUAACUAUCCCGCUGCCGUCUGGGGCUCCCUCGCCAGCAGCAGCUCUCUUCGCCUCCUGCAGCCAUCUCCGAAGCGGAGGUCGGGACACUCACCUCAGAAGCGCAGCUCCUGUCCAAGACAAAGUGGUCCAUGGUUCUUUGGAAUGUUGUUAUUCCCUGAAAGGUUGAGCAGGAUGAGUCACAGCAACACCGAGAGAAUGGAGGAUCCAGUUCUUGCAGGACAGAAUGGUCCCAAAGGAUCCAUAAAGAGGAAGAAGAGGGACAGUGUGCAGGCUUAACAAUUUCUCAGACAGGUUUUUCAUGUCAGAAUAAAAUAAUCUGGAUGUCUGCAGUUGCAGUGAACUAGAUGGGAUAUUAUCCCUACCUUGGCAUUAAAGGGCAGAAACUCUCUUAAUUCCUAUAACUGAAAUGUCUAACCACCUUGCUGUGUUUACAUGCUUCCAUUCACCACAUUUUCCACCACUGAAGUUAGCCAAUAAAGUCAAAGAGUGAAACUCAUCUGGGCAGUAUCCCUACUGACUUUAAUGCUGAUAACUUAGGGAGGAAAUCGUGCUGCGAUGUGUGACUACAACUAAUGUCCAAAGGUCCAAACAUCCAAAACAAAGACAUUAGUGAUUGUAAACCUCACUCAUCAGAAGGGCUGCCAAUCAGCCCAUAGGUCUCACCCACAGAGGAAACAAAAGCUCAGAGAAAAUCUCCUCAAGCCAGCGAAUCUCUGCAGACAACGUUUUAAAAACUGAUAGCUUUCAAGUAUCCUCAGGCCCAAGUUCCAUUGUCUGAAAACUACAUGAAUGGAGAACACAGGGCUCUGCAUGCUGAAUUUGAAAAGUGCCACUGUCCCCGUGCAAGUGCUCAGUCUUCCUGCUCCUCCUGAUGGCACAUGUGGAUAAGCACCAGCCUUGAAGUAAGCCCUCAGCACAGGAAGCAUCAGUUCUUUAAUUCAUAUUUCAGGGAUUUGCAGCCAAGUUUUUCGUUUGUCAUAUUUAGAUAUUUCUCAUGUUAUAGUGGUACAUUCUUCUUCAAAGUGUUUUUCAAAAUCAGCAGACUUUUCAGGGAUGAAACAUGAUCAUUUACUAUAUUCCAUUUUAAAAGUACGUGCUAAUUAUCAAAUUAAUCUUAUAAUACUUCAUAUACAUUUAUAGACAAUCAAAAAUAUUGCCACUGAUAUGCAAAUAAAUAUCUCUAGCAGAAGGCUUUCUUUUGAUGUAGAGAAAUGCAAACAACAUUGAAAAAAAUAGCAUACAAGUGGUUGUCCUGGUCUCUUACCUUAAGGCUAUAUUACAAUCACAAUCAGACAUAUCUCGGCAUGUGUCACACCAGAUAAUGCUGUUUCUUGGGCGUUUGAGGCGUAUGACUUUACCUUGGACUUCACAAAAGCUUCACAAAAGAGACAUGCCAUUUAAAAACACGAGUCUGGCAUUACUGAAAACCCUCACAUACUGUACUCACGUAUAUCAUUGUUAACCUACAUGUGAGAUUUUUUAAAAAAUUGCCUCACAUUUAAUACUGAAGUCAUUUCACUUCUAUUAUUCAUGUGAAGAGCUAAAAAUAAGCAUCUGAAAUAUUUUUCUCUUUUAUGGAACAGCUGAUAAAAGCCUUCAUUUGAAGUAAACUCUUGGAUGAAUGCAGCGUUAUUUUCUAGGCUCAGAUCUCUUGUACCCAGUUGGGAACUUCACAUCAAAUCUGGGAAGUACAUUGAAUCUUCAGAGAAAAAGGGCUCUAUACCUCAAAAUAUUCAUCAGGAAUAGCUUAGGCAAACAGUUUCCAGCCUAAAACUCAUCCAUGACGUGUUCAUUUGGGCUUUUUGUUUUGUUAUUCUUGAUGUGUCACUGGUCACCUAUCACACUUGCUCUAUUUCCCAAUAGGUUGAAUGAAAUUAUUUUAAAAAGAGACUAAACAAAUAAUAAAAGUUCACAACACA
This is a messenger RNA of Centrocercus urophasianus (Greater sage-grouse), 3122 nucleotides long. RefSeq lists its product as uncharacterized. The record is from RefSeq and is a predicted model, not a curated record. The transcript is spliced from 8 exons. Bases 1 to 1479 code for a protein of 492 amino acids. Lineage: Eukaryota; Metazoa; Chordata; Aves; Galliformes; Phasianidae.